AGGCCUCACAGUCCUGUCUGAAGCAGGAAGGGGCCAGGGCCACCAUUUGCCUAGUUUCAGAACUUUCAGUCUCUAGCUAAGCUUUCUGCCUAGGCAAUAGCAGCUGGGAGGAGCCAAAGCAUUCUGUCGGGGCCACACCCACUGGGAAAGACAUAAAUAGUGAGGUUCACAUCAGUCAUCAGAGCCACCUGCCUUCACCAUGAAGUCCAAGAGCCUCUUCUUCUUUGUGGUGUUUCUUGCCCUGGGAACUCUGGAAACUUUGGCUGUGGAACGUUCUGGAAAAAAAUCUCAGAAAGCUGGAGCCUGCCCUCCUAGAAAACAUGUCCUGUGUAGUAGAUAUGAGGAACCUGAAUGCAAGAGUGACUGGCAAUGUCCAGGGGAAAAAAGAUGUUGCAGUGAUUAUUGUGGAAUCAAGUGCCUGGAUCCUGUUGACAUCUCAAAAUCAGCGAGGAAGAAGCCUGGGAAGUGCCCAGUGGCCAAUGCUGAAUGUCUGAUGCUUAAUCCCCCCAAUUUCUGUGAGAAGGAUGGCCAGUGUGAGGGUAAAUUAAAGUGCUGCAAGGGCAUGUGUGGGAAAGCCUGCAUUCCCCCUCGGUAAGCUUGAUUCCUAUCAUCUGGACAAGACUCUGGAUUUGUGCUGUGUGGCUUGGGAAUGCCCUUUCUGUUCCCAAGUUUGUAUCCUGCCUCAAGGAUUUGGUUCCACCACCAACAUCUCUUUUCAACAAACUCUUGACACAUGGGCUUUAAAGAAAUAAUGUUGAUCAGUGAAUAAAUAAGUGAGCUUAUCUAUUUAUGUGCAUUCUGUUUUGUGAUUAAUUGAGAUGAGAGGCACCGAGGAAAGUCUGGAUCUGAGGCCUCCCUCUUAGGAUGUGGAGUACAAGGAAGAGGCUUGCUGGGAUGGGCAGCCUUGAAUUUAUAUCAUGGCUCUGAUAGUACUGGCCGUGUGGUAUUUGUACAAGUGACUUUAUCUUCUAAAUAUAAUUUCUUCAUCUGAAAA
Messenger RNA from Heterocephalus glaber (naked mole-rat), 994 nucleotides. RefSeq names its product secretory leukocyte peptidase inhibitor (gene Slpi). The record is from RefSeq and is a predicted model, not a curated record. Lineage: Eukaryota; Metazoa; Chordata; Mammalia; Rodentia; Bathyergidae. Gene Ontology annotation, cellular component: extracellular region. Gene Ontology annotation, molecular function: serine-type endopeptidase inhibitor activity. Gene Ontology annotation, biological process: innate immune response; antibacterial humoral response.